Molecule: messenger RNA, 1191 nt
Organism: Caenorhabditis elegans
Lineage: Eukaryota; Metazoa; Nematoda; Chromadorea; Rhabditida; Rhabditidae
Gene: clec-150
Product: C-type lectin domain-containing protein
Exons: 9
Coding region: 21-1109 (362 amino acids)
Molecular function (GO): carbohydrate binding
Source: RefSeq, marked reviewed
GAUCAUUUUGGUUUGCAAAUAUGCUCCGGGAGCACAUUUUCUCUGCUUCUCUAUUGUUUCUUAUCUCUGUGUCUGUUGGCUCGGCUGCCACGUGUCAUGGGGAGGAAAAGUUGGAUCCCAGUGGGAAAUUCUGCUACGUGGUCCAUACGGGCGCCGCAUCGUUCCAUGACGCUGAAAAAGCUUGCUAUGACUAUGGUGGCUACCACCUGGCCUCUGUACCAAGUAUGAUUGACAAUAAUUUCUUGUACAACCUCUCUAGCAACUCGAACGUUUGGGCCAACUACUUUUGGAUCGGGCUCACCGAUAUGACGGCCGAUGGCUCGUGGGAAUGGAUUGAUGGCUUGGAUUUGGUAUUUAUGAACUGGGCUUCAAGCUCAACUGCCGGCUAUUGCGGAGCCAUGCGUGCUGCAGAUGCCCGUUGGCAAGCCCAGGACUGCACUAAGCCUUAUCCGUUCUUUUGCUAUGGACCGGCUCUCGGAGCACCGACAAAUCCUCCGAAUACCCCCAAGACAACUCAGAAGCCUGUGAGAAAUCAGGAAAAUAUGAUAAAAUUCAUGGCUGAUGCCGAGUCUGUUGGUGAUCCAAAUGUCGACCCAAAUGCUUUGAGCUUUUACAAUAAGGAGCGGGAAUUUAUCCGAGCGGUGACGGAUUACCUGUUUGCAAACCCGACCAGUGAUGGAAAUACCUGUCUGUAUUAUAUGUCACCAGCUUUUUAUGGAUUCACCCAAUAUGAGCAACAAUUUGACACGAGCCCAGCAUGGAGCCACUACCAAUUUGACAAUCUCCUUGAGUCCAACGUUUGGGACCAGGGAAAGACUGACCAUGACUAUAAUAUUACCGACGCAAUAACCGGUGCUCAAAAGUUUCGGUGGGUCCCAUCGAUGAACAACAUCGGCUACACUACGUUGGUAUUUUUGACGGCUCGCCGCGAUUUUUCCGGAAUUCCGUCACUUUUCCAGCCAUUCCCAAAGUUCGAUGAAGUCGUCGUAAUAUCCUUGAAUGGGUCCCAAAUGCCAGGAAUCCCGGCUGGAGUCAAAAAUGUCGCGGUUUCGAAUGAUUUCAGCAGUACGGAUAUUCAAAAUGUUAUCAAUGUUUUAAAAUGUCAUUAAUUUUUAAUAAAUUUGACUAUUUUACCAUAGAAUUCGAAAAAUGUUGUCCUAAAUUAGUUUCCUCGUCGGUUUUUCAAGUUUU